UCGUGUGCGUUCAUACCAAGUGUUUCUCAAAGUCGGUCAAGAUAUUGAAUGCCAAAUUUAUUUUCUCAACAGGAAACUGGAUUUCACUGAAAGUGUUAAGUGGUUUUCAGCAGCGGCAAGGAGCACCGAGACGACGUAUUACAAAAAUUUCAUCCAGCAGAAACUUUGCACACUUGAACGACAUGGCCGAUAUGCCCGACCUCGAGAGCCACGAGUCCAUCGACGAACAAGAGGAAAUCGAAGCAACCAUGAACGUGGCGGUUCCAAAAAAACCCAUAGCCACCGGGUCCGAGAAGCCCGGACCUGCAGCUCCCGAGACGGCGGCUACCUCCGGCAAGGGUGAUAAGCCGGAGAUCAAGGCGGAACCGCCUUCCAACUCCUAUGUGAAGGGCCUCGAGAAGGACUCGAAAGACGGGGAGUCCCCCAAGAAACCCGACUCUGAUCAGGAGGCCAAUUUUACGCCUGAGCUGAAGGAACAAGCUCCGCCGGAAGCUGUUCGCCAAUCCGGGGAUCAGAACAAAACCCGUCAGCUGGGCGAAGACAUGGGCCUGGAGGAACAUGCUCCUCCGGAAGCUCUUCGUCAAUCCGGGGAUCAGAAUAACACCCGUCAGCUGGGCGGAGACAUGGGCCUGGAGGAACAAGCCCCACCGCAAGCUAUUGGCCAAUCCGGGGAUCAGAAUAACACUCGUCAGCUGGGCGGAGACUUGGGCCUGGAGGAACAAGCUCCUCCCGAAGCUCUUCGCCAAACCGAGGAGGAACAAAAACAAUCUAAGGGAAAUUCCUUGCCAAAGCGCAAAUAUCAGGGUACGGACAACGAAACCAAGAAACCAAAGCUAAUGGAUCCAUAAGACAAGGACCAGGAGAUAGUCAUCGCCAAACUCCUGCUCGCCUUGCCAAAGAUGUGGAUCCUUUUCAACCUUAAACUAUGCCUAUAGGUCAUCUCUACGCCACUCCAGUACCCCCUUUAGCAUACAAAUAACUACAAUUAUUACACUUAAAAUAA
This is a messenger RNA of Drosophila subpulchrella, 1003 nucleotides long. RefSeq names its product nuclear transcription factor Y subunit beta-like. Bases 183 to 848 code for a protein of 221 amino acids. NCBI's taxonomy places the organism in Eukaryota, Metazoa, Arthropoda, Insecta, Diptera, Drosophilidae. The record is from RefSeq and is a predicted model, not a curated record. The transcript has 2 exons.